AUGUUAGUGAACAAAAAAUCUUUAGUCAAGAAAAAAGCAAAAGGUGGACGUUCUCGUGAUGAGGUUUGGAUGUGGUUUGUAAAAGGAAAUGAAAAUGAAACAUCUAAAGGAUAUUAUUUCGCAACGUGUUCUUUUUGUGAUCAUUAUUGGGUUACUGCUAAACUGAGUAAACUUAAAACACAUCUUGCUAAAGAAUGUCAAAAAGUUGAUUCAGAUUCUAGAAUUAAAGUUCUAGUAUUAUUAAAAAAUGAUGAUUCAGAUAAUGAUACGGUUUCAACAUCAACUGCAACAA
This is a messenger RNA of Cetraspora pellucida, 292 nucleotides long. NCBI's taxonomy places the organism in Eukaryota, Fungi, Glomeromycota, Glomeromycetes, Diversisporales, Gigasporaceae. The record is from the annotation of a GenBank genome assembly.